This is a messenger RNA of Trematosphaeria pertusa, 1110 nucleotides long. RefSeq names its product short-chain dehydrogenase/ reductase-like protein. The record is from RefSeq and is a predicted model, not a curated record. Bases 197 to 991 code for a protein of 264 amino acids. NCBI's taxonomy places the organism in Eukaryota, Fungi, Ascomycota, Dothideomycetes, Pleosporales, Trematosphaeriaceae. The transcript has a single exon. Gene Ontology annotation, molecular function: oxidoreductase activity.
GGGUUUGGUGGAAGCAACGUGGAGUAUCUCAUUCGCCAACUGCAGUGCCACAUGCAAGACGAAGGGCACAAUCUAUCGCAUUCGGCUCGUAUUUCGUAAUAUGCUGCCACGCCUGAGGCUCUCCUCGCAGUAUAUAAAUCCGCAGCCUGGCCAAGAGAACCUUUCGAGCAGUAUACUACCUCAGCAAAGUUCCAUCAUGUCCCUCAAGUACAACAAAGUCCUCGUCAUCGGUGCCACGUCAGGUAUCGGCCUGGCGUAUGCGGAGAAAGUGGUCGGAGAUGGAAAGAAGGCUAUUGUCGUCGGGAGGAGGAAAGAGAACCUGGACGAGUUCGUGACGAAGCACGGUAAAGACAAGGCUGAAGCCGUCGUUUUCGACAUUACCAAACUCAGCGAGAUCCCCAAGUUCGCGGUCGAUAUCACGAGCCGACAUCCGGACCUUGACUGCGUUAUUAUUAACUCUGGUAUCCAACGCGGCUUCAACUUCGCCCAACCGGAUACUGUCGACUUGUCGGCCCUGGAGUUGGAGUUCAAUACGAACUACAUAUCCUACAUCCACCUCACGAAGGCCUUCAUCCCGCACCUACAGAAGCAGGACAAUGAGACGGCCCUCAUAUACACUUCAUCCGGACUCGCGCUGAUCCCUCUGCUCAUGCGCCUGAACUACUCCGCUUCAAAAGCGGCGCUACACCACUUCCUUCUCUGUCUCAGGGAACAGUUGAAGGAUGGGCCUGGAAACAUCAAGGUCAUCGAAAUCUUCCCGCCAGCCGUGCAGACCGAGUUGCACGAUGAGAAGCACCAGCCUGAUAUAAAGAACGGUCGAUCAAUGGGCAUGCCGCUGGACCAGUUCACGGAGGAGUCAUGGGCCAAGCUUGUGAGAGGAGACGAGCAGAUUCCGGUGGGCUUCGUAGAGAAUGCGUUCGAGAAAUUCGAGAAGACGCGUCAGGAAAUGUUCCAGGGAAUGGUGCAGAUGUCCAAGCAGCGAGGCCAUUGAACCAGGGCGCCGGGUGGUUGGAGUAAGUGGACCCUGGAUGUUUUGAGCAGCACCAGUAGUCAACGCAAAAGAAGAACAGAUCUCAUCGCACAAGGCUUCUCGGAUUGAAGGAAUAGUGC